AAAUGACAAUCCUUCCUAACGUCAAAGUGACUGAAUAAAUAUUGUUUUCAAUUCGCUUUUCGUAAUAAUAUUUAUAUAAUAUUUUAUUUACUCCAAGAGAAUGAAUUUUUUCAAUCUCACAUCGUAUGCUUUACAAGAAGUCAAUAAACCUGUGAAAUUCACUCUGCAACAAUGGUAUAUAGAUAAUACGACCGCAACAAGAAAUAGCUUAGCGCAGCAGGAGCUAGCUGAUAAAAUUAUAGCAGAAUCGAAUAGGCUGACUGAUGAAAUUGAUGAAGUUACGAGAACAAACAAACAAGAAGUUGACCACAAACUAGCGGAAAAAGUGAACCAGAUCGAGUUCUUAAAAAACGAAGUGGAACUUCUGCGCAAACAAGUCGGCAUGGAAAUAGACACCUUGAACCUUUUUCUGAUUCGUCUAGAAGACACCCAACGCGGUCUGCAAGAAAGCUGCAUGGCUGUUUGUAUGAAGUGUCUUUACUUUAGAGAUCAAAGGAUAGGCAUUGACUUGUGUAUUGAUUAUGUUCAAAAAGAACUCCAACACGAAGCCAACGUCAUACAAAGUGCCCAACAGCUUGUGAGCAGAGCUUAUGGACAAGUAACUGAACAAAUAAGAGUUCUUCGUUCAUGUCUCUAUUUUAUCGACAGAGACUUGGAAGAUAAAUCCAGAGUAUUAGAAAUAGAUAGCGACAAUAAGGAUUUGAGAGAAACCAGUCUGAACUUGAGCAUGUACCAUGGGCAUACGAAGAUGGAUGUUGCAACCAUAACAGGCGAAGAAUGGGAACAACAAUCCAUGAAAAACAUUGAAACAGCCGCGAAAGAGGUGAAUGCAGCCAUUCAACUACGAACAUUCAUCAACGUUAUACUCAAGGAGGCAAUAGAGGACUGUAUCAGUCAAUACAAUUUGGUAAAUGAUGCAUUCAAAAGGAGAAUUGAGGAAACGAAGUUCGUGAAGAACAAACUAGAAAUGGAUCAUAGUGAGAUAGUAAGGCAAGUGAACGAAAUGACGCGAAACAUAACUAAGCUCGAGGUAGCUAUCACAGAAAAGGAGGGAUUCAUGGCGUUAUCACACACAAGACUGGGUAGAAGAGCUCACAGACCUGGUGCCGAACUUUGCAGAGACAUGGUUGAUACAUCUUUGAUAGAAGAAGUAAGGGUAAUGAGGAAUAAUAUUGCAAAAUUACAACAUAUGCUCUGCGAGUCCCAAGCAUCUUUGAGAUAUCUUCUAAAAUGUCAAAUCUCAGUGGAAGAAAAUUUAAAUAUCAAAUUAAAUACUUUGAAGAUAGACGAAGUUAACUGUAUGACUUUACGUGAAGGAAUGAAUUAUAAGUUUUAUUGAAACAUCACAGGUUU
Molecule: messenger RNA, 1353 nt
Organism: Coccinella septempunctata (seven-spotted ladybird)
Lineage: Eukaryota; Metazoa; Arthropoda; Insecta; Coleoptera; Coccinellidae
Product: tektin-1-like
Exons: 7
Coding region: 101-1339 (412 amino acids)
Biological process (GO): cilium assembly; cilium movement involved in cell motility
Cellular component (GO): nucleus; microtubule cytoskeleton
Source: RefSeq, a predicted model, not a curated record